Messenger RNA from Rotaria sp. Silwood2, 1248 nucleotides. The record is from the annotation of a GenBank genome assembly. Lineage: Eukaryota; Metazoa; Rotifera; Eurotatoria; Philodinida; Philodinidae.
AUGGUUUCUACAUUGACUGUCAAUAAAGAGGAAGGAUACAUUGAUCAAGAUCGCAUUGUCAACGACGACUUUCUUUUACCUGGAGAAUAUUUUUGCCCUUUAUGUGGAUAUCUGUUAUGGAAGCCGUGUUCAUGUUUUUCCUGUCAGAAUUUAUUUUGUCGUAAGUGUAUUCGAACAUGGCUCAAAGAAAAUCCAACUAGUUGCCCAUUUCGAUGUGCUUCAUUCGAAGAAAAACGAGCUCCACCUCACAUUCAAUCAAUCUUGGGUCGUUUACGUAUUCGUUGUCGUAAUAAUUUAUUCGGUUGUAAAGAAAUUAUAGCGUAUGAUUUACUAGAACAGCAUGAACAAGUCCAUUGUCAAUUUCGAACGAAACGAUGUGACUUGUGCGAACAACUAGUGCUUCUAGAUCAGUUCGAUAAGCAUUCAUCGUUGUGCAAACCUACGAUUGUUCAAUGUAAAUUGUGUCAAUGCGCUAUAGAAACAAGAUUGCUUGAAAACCAUUCACAACACUGUCUACAAGAAAAUCUCAGUAAUUUAUUCCUACAAAAUAUGCCCAUGCAAAAUGAGCUUAAUUAUGCUAAUCCUACUGGACAAACACCGAUUGCUGAAAACGCGUUCGUAGCGUGGUUCCAACAAUGUAUAGAAGAAGGCUCUAGAUCACCGACAAUUAAUCUACCAGGAAUUCAAGCAGUGUUUCAAGCACGUCAACAAGGCUGGCUUUAUCAAAACUUGACAAUGUUUCUAUUAGUUUUGCGAAAUCCUACAACGGCACCACAUAUCCUCCUUAUGUUAUUGUGGGUUGGCUUUUUCACUACAGUAUUCUCUUUUAUGAUUCAUGCUUCUCUAAUACUUUGGAAUUGGAUGAAAACAUCUGUAUACUAUGGAUGUGCUUUAAUCAUGGCGUUUAGCGCUCUGGUAACAUUUGGUCUUCCGCUGUUGCUUCAAAUGUCUAGUGAUACAACGCUUAUCAUUUGUGUUAGUCUUAUUUUCAUUCUUCGGGGCAUAAAAAAUCCAUAUAUCAGGCUUGAUGAGUUUGAAAUGCGUGAAACAUCAACAGCUCUCUCUAUGCUCUAUCUUGCCAGUUUUCUUCUCAUGAAAUUAUUUAUACUUAUUGUCCGUCUCUAUGUUUACUGUGUACCUCCCUAUCUGACGGCAGCUUGUCUAGCUUGGAUCAUCAUUUUUGUAACAUUUCAUCUUCGACGCUGGUUCAAUCCCGUUCCAGCAGUUGUUCCAGCAGUUUUCCAAUGA